AUGUGUCAGCGUUUAGCUUCCGGGUGUGUUGCACCGUUGUAAAACAGACCGCAAAGAGCCGCUGGAAGGGCAACCACCGAGAAAAGACCCGGAGGACGACUCUGUUGAAUAAAAUGAUGCUGUCCGAGGUGGUGCAGGUGCUGCGUGGGGCCAGCAAGGUGGGCUCGGCCCUGGUCAGCACCCAGGGGGAGCAGCUCCGGCUGAUGGCCUGCAACUCCUCCGUGGGCGCAGGAGUCAAAGCCGCUCAGGAUGUGGCCGAAGGGCUGGCGGCCACUUUUAUGGCCAGCACCAGCAAUCAGUCCCCAAAGGAAGACGUGUUUCCGGAUGCAGAGGGCUGGGAGAAUAUGGACCCCGAUGAAUCGGCCAAAUGGGCGGUGGGGUCCGAGUUCCCGCCUGGAAGUGCAGAGCAAAGCCCCGGAGGAGCGGGACCGGCUGCAGGGAUGCACACAGGCACGGCGCCAGGCGGAGCCGGCUGGUCGGGACAGAACCCUCGCUUCCUGCACACCCUCCGCGGCCGUCAGCUCUUCUACUGCCAGAGCCGGUCCGUCCACGACACGGUGGUGGCCAAGCUCACGCCGGAGGACAUGAAGAAAGCCAGGGAGGCCAAACAGGCGCUGGUGAAACCAGUCAGACAGAAGCUGUCUGAGCGUGCCAAGGAGAGGAAGGUCCCCUCCACAAGAAUCAGCCGGCUCGUUAAUUUUGGUGGGCUGGCUGUCGGACUGGGCAUCGGCGCCAUCGCAGAGGUGGCCAAACAGUCACUAGGAGGGAAACCAAAAGGAGACAUGAGCGCCCUGAUGGACUCGCCCUUCCUGUCCGAGGCCAACGCCGAGAGGAUCGUCAACACGCUGUGCAAGGUCCGCGGAGCAGCUCUGAAGAUCGGCCAGAUGCUCAGCAUACAAGACAACUCCUUCAUCAACCCCCAGCUGCAGAAGAUCUUUGAGAGAGUGCGGCAGAGCGCAGACUUCAUGCCCACGUGGCAGAUGAACAAAGUCCUGGAGCAGGAGCUCGGGCCGGGAUGGAAAGAGAAGCUCUCGUCGUUCGAGGACAAGCCGUUCGCCGCGGCUUCCAUCGGGCAGGUGCAUCAUGGGGUGUUGAAGGAUGGAAGAGAGAUUGCCAUGAAGAUCCAGUACCCUGGAGUAGCAGAGAGCAUCCAGAGUGACAUAGACAACCUGAUGUCUGUGCUGAAGAUGAGUGUGGCGCUGCCUGAAGGUCUGUUUGCAGACAGCAGCUUGGAAGUUCUCCAGAGGGAGCUGGCGUGGGAGUGCGACUACAAGAGGGAAGCAGAGUGCGCCAAGAAGUUCAGGGCACUGCUGGAGGGAGACCCGUACUUCCAGGUCCCAGAGGUGAUCGAGGAGUUGUCCGCACGCAGGGUGUUAUCCAUGGAGCUGGUGCAGGGAGUUCCUCUGGAUCGCUGCGUCGACCUGGACCAGGAAAUAAGGAACCAGAUCUGCUACAACAUCCUGCAGCUGUGUCUGAGGGAGCUAUUUGAGUUCAGGUUCAUGCAGACUGAUCCAAACUGGGCCAACUUUUUUUACAACUCCGAAACCAACAAGGUCGUCCUCCUAGACUUUGGAGCGUGCAGAGGUUACCCAGAAACAUUCACAGAUGACUACAUACAGGUGGUUUAUGCAGCCUCUGUUGGCGAUCGGGACACUGUUCUCUCCAAAUCCAAGGACCUGAAGUUCCUGACAGGCUUUGAAACCAAGGCCUUUAAGGAUGCCCACGUCGAGGCGGUGAUGAUCCUCGGCGAAGCCUUCGCGUCCUCCGAGCCCUUCGACUUCGGCGCACAGAGCACCACGCAGCGCAUCCAGGACCUCUUCCCCGUCAUGCUGCGCCAUCGCCUCACUCCUCCCCCCGAGGAGACCUACUCUCUCCACCGCAAGAUGGCCGGCUCCUUCCUGAUCUGCUCCAAACUGAAGGCCACAAUACCCUGCAAGGACAUGUUCCUGGACGUGUACAACGCCUACAUGCUGAGGAGGGAGGCGGAGAGGAGGGCGCAGGCCAGCGCCUAGACGGGCCGAGGGACGAUCACACCCGCCGUUAAUAAGCAAGGAGUCGGGCGGGUGGAGACACGGGACUGUACUCUGUCUUCUGGAUCUUCACGAUUGUGGAGAUGCAACGUGAGAAGUCUAGCUGAGGUGAAGCUAAACUCCUGUAGAGACAAUAAUAUAAAGAGAAACUGAUAAUGUCCUUUUUGAAUUAUUGUAAAAAAUUAAGAUAAAGAUUAAUUUUGAGGCCUGACUGCCUGUCACUGGUUAACUGGAUUUUUCAAUUAUAUUUGUGCACAUACACUAACACCACUCCACAAAUCCUUUGGUCAUGUAACGUCUUUGUAUUUUUUUGGCUUCAGUGACAAAAGAAGCAACAUUUAAAAUCACUUGACAGCAAGGUCAGUCAUAUUUCAGAAAAACAACAACAACAACAACGUGCCUGCAAAUAAUAGUCCCGGCAGAGGAUAUCUGGGCUUUUCUCUGUUGGAGGAUGGGUCUGUGAACAAAGCAUUCACCUAAAUGUGAUGCCCGCUAGACUAAACGAGCAGAUUAUCGGAGGAAUUAGACAGCCUAAUGGAACCCUGCAGUAUAAUGGCCUUGCUUUAUAAAGUGUACUUGACAUAAAACUUGUGUGCUUAUUUGGAACGCAUCAGUGUGUCUGGGGGAAAAAUGUAUAGUUUCCUCGCAUACUUGCUUUUGUAUCAAUAAAAUGUAAGGGUUUCA
This is a messenger RNA of Fundulus heteroclitus (mummichog), 2714 nucleotides long. It is a transcript of the gene coq8b, whose product is annotated as coenzyme Q8B. Gene Ontology annotation, biological process: ubiquinone biosynthetic process. Lineage: Eukaryota; Metazoa; Chordata; Actinopteri; Cyprinodontiformes; Fundulidae. The transcript is spliced from 16 exons. Gene Ontology annotation, cellular component: extrinsic component of mitochondrial inner membrane. Bases 114 to 2012 code for a protein of 632 amino acids. The record is from RefSeq and is a predicted model, not a curated record. Gene Ontology annotation, molecular function: kinase activity.